AUGUCGAAUCAACAACAUGUGGUGGCUCAAAGAAUUAUGCAAGAACAUCAACAAUUAAUUAAUACAGGACAACCAAAUAUUAAUGAUAUGCGGAAAACCACAACUAGCGUAUCUGUGAAGAUUUGCACCAAAUGUGGUAAACCAAUUUAUUCUGAAAAUAAUAAAAAUAAUGGAGCUUUAAAAGCAUUGGGUAAAUAUUAUCAUGAAAGAUGUUUUAUUUGUUUUGAUUGUCAUAAGCCACUUAAACCUAAAUUCUUUCCAUUUCAAGAAAAACCAAAACAAGAACCUGUUUUGCUUUGUCAGUAUCAUUAUUUUAAAAGACAUAAUCUGCUAUGUAAAGUAUGUGAUAAGCCACUCCGAGGUUUAUAUUACACAGCUUUUGGAGGACGUUAUGAUGAAGAACAUUUCUCGUGUACCAUCUGUAAGGAACCAUGUGGUGUCCAGAAAUGUUUUAUGUUUGAUGAUAAACUAUAUUGCAAAUUCCAUUUCCUAAAAUUUUUCUCCAAACGUUGUAAAGGUUGCAAUUAUCCAAUCUCAGAUCAAUAUAUUGAAUUUCCAAAGGGGAAUGAAAUCCACUGUUGGCAUCCGGAAUGUUACGGAAUUCACAAGUAUUGGCGCGUCAAUUUAUCACCAGAUAAUUUAGGUUUACCAAAUAUUCCUUUGUUCAAAUAUGAUCCAACUGUACCGUUAGACGAUUCCAAUUUUUCACCUCAAGAUUUGGACGAACAUAUUCAAGCUUUUACUUUUAUUCUAAUAAAAACUUGGACUGUUCUAUAUAAAUUUGAAGAAGCUACUGCCUCGUGUAUCUCCGAUAUGUUCCAAUAUUUAUCGAGUUCUGAACAGAUGAAAGGUAUUGAAUCUACUGCUUUGUUCGUUUUAAAACUUGAAUGUUUGUUUAAAGGUCUUAACAAUUUUAGUGAUUUUAAUUGCUUUUUACCACAAAAUACUAAUUCUGUGACAGAUAAAUCUGAUUCACCAACCACUCGGUCCGCAAAGACAGAUGCAUCGGUUUCAAUAGACUCAAAUAGUUUACCAACAAAAUAUAAGCUACUAACAAGGAAUUUAACUACGAAGAUAAUGAUAUAUUUACAAUUGUUGAGGAAAAUUAAUACACGGACAGAUUCUGUAGUAGCAUCAUUCAUGUCAGUAAUAACAGGGUUAGCCCAUUUUUUGAAAUUGAUUUUAAGGUUUGGUUUUCAUACAGCCUUGGAAACAAAUAAGGCUACACAUUCGUCAAAACCCUUAAUUGAAUUCCUAAAUGCAUUAGAGAAGAGUGAAUUAUUUGAUAAAUAUCCAUUUAAUAACAUUUCAAUACCAAUUGUGACAACAGAUAACUGUAGUGGAUGUCAAAAAUAUAUUCAAGAAGAAUGUAUUCGGUUUGAAGAUAAGAGAUGGCAUUUACAGUGUUUUACAUGUUCACGAUGUAAUACAUUGAUAAAUUUCUUGGAUAUAAAUGAUGCUACAUAUAGGGGGAAUACAAAUGAGAAAUUGUGUUUUAACUGCUCAUUGGGAGAUCCUAGUUCGGUACCAGGCUUCAAACUUGUAUCCAGAUUGUCCCAAUUAAUAUUUUUAUUGAAAAUUGCUCUAGUAAGAUCUAAAGCUGUUCUAACUGCACAAUUACGAGAGCCACAAUUAAAGGAGAAAAGGAAUAAUCAAAGAGACUCGGUAGUUAUACAGCAAACAUAUAUUAGAACUUUAAACGAUAUUAAAAGACUGCGGUCUAAAAGGGAAAGUGUUCGGAUAUCAUAUGAUAAACAAGAGGCCAGGAAAUCAGUAGUUUUAAAUACAGAUGAAGAAGAUAUUAAUUCAAAAAGAAAUAAAGGAACUUCAACAGGUUUAAUAAUAGAAACUGAAAAACUUUUACCAAUACCUGAAAAGGAGAAGGCUACAAAUCCGGAAAAAGUUUUUAAUAAUUUAAGAUCUUUAACUUUAGAUGAUAUCUCAAGGAUCGUGGCAGCAGAACAGGCCAGAGAAUUGAGGCCAAAUGCAUUUACUCAUUUUAAAAAGCUCAAGGAUAGUGAAGAAAACUUAGGAGUUCACCAGACGGGAAGUGGUGUUUAUUACUCAGAAUUAGAUGAAAAAGAUUUGAAAGUAAUUAAGAUUAUAAGCUCUGCAAUUCUUUUAGAAGAGAAACAACUUACUGAGGAGGAAUUUACUUAUUAUGUUUCUUACAUUUGCAAAGAAAAGGCUUUACUAUCACAAGAGUCAAAUUUCUGGAAUUCUAUGAAAACUGUUAUGGGUAUGAAAUCAAGGAAACCGACUCCUAAAAAGGUUUUUGGAUCACCAUUAGAUAUAUUAACUGAGAAGUGGGGGAUUCGUUCAGAUCUUGGAGUAGGUCCUAUCAAGAUACAGAUCCCUAUUGUUUUAGAAGAGCUAAUUUCAUCACUUCGACAGAUGGAUAUGUCUGUGGAAGGUAUAUUCCGUAAAAAUGGUAAUAUUAGAAGAUUGAGAGAAUUAACUAUUAUGAUAGAUGAACAUCCAUUAGACAUCCCUGAUUUAUCUAAAGAAAAUGCGAUUCAAUUGUCGGCCUUAUUGAAGAAAUGGAUAAGAGAACUACCAGAUCCAAUUUUAACAGUAGAAUUAUACCCUUUAUGGAUUAAAGCAGCCAAAAUUGAAUCAGAUGUUCAGUUGGGGAAAGUGUUAUCAUUAAUAUAUUCUUUGUUACCUGUAAUUAAUAGGAACACGUUAGAAGUGAUUUUAUCAUUUUUAUAUUGGACGGCUUCAUUUUCACAUAUUGAAAACGAAAUGGGGUCAAAAAUGGACAUUCAUAAUAUAUCUACUGUAAUUGCACCAAAUAUUUUAUAUCAGCCAAAUAAAUGUGAAAUGGAAUUGCAACCUAUGGAAUCAUCAGCGAAUGAUUUUGCCGAGAAUCAAGGUCAACAUCACUUUUUGGCUAUUGAAAUAACAAAUUAUUUAAUAAAACAUAACGAGGAGAUUGCAAUUAUCCCCAAGUUUUUAUACGUGUUAUUAAGUGAUAUUAAAUCACAAGUAGGUACACAAACAAUUAAUGUUGAACGAAUUAAAAAUUAUGUUAUUUCAAAAGUUCGGGAUAAAAGUAUAGAUUAUGCAGAAUUUGAUAGAAAAAAUUCUAUGCGAGUGAAAAAUUCCAAUGUAAUUGCAUUCCAAAGUGAAAAUAUUAGUAAUAUUCGUUUGUGA
This is a messenger RNA of Arxiozyma heterogenica, 3156 nucleotides long. It is a transcript of the gene LRG1, whose product is annotated as GTPase-activating protein LRG1. Gene Ontology annotation, biological process: regulation of small GTPase mediated signal transduction; signal transduction. Gene Ontology annotation, cellular component: cytoplasm. The record is from RefSeq and is a predicted model, not a curated record. Gene Ontology annotation, molecular function: GTPase activator activity. The transcript has a single exon. Bases 1 to 3156 code for a protein of 1051 amino acids. Lineage: Eukaryota; Fungi; Ascomycota; Saccharomycetes; Saccharomycetales; Saccharomycetaceae.